Messenger RNA from Triticum turgidum subsp. durum (durum wheat), 927 nucleotides. NCBI's taxonomy places the organism in Eukaryota, Viridiplantae, Streptophyta, Magnoliopsida, Poales, Poaceae. The record is from the annotation of a GenBank genome assembly.
AUGAGUUCGCUGAGCAUGGUGGAGGCGAGGCUGCCGCCGGGCUUCAGGUUCCACCCGCGGGACGACGAGCUCGUGCUCGACUACCUGUCCAGGAAGCUCGGCGGCGGUGGCGCCGGAGGGGCGGCGGCCGCGGUGGCGAGCAUCUACGGCUGCCCCGCCAUGGUCGACGUCGACCUCAACAAGAUCGAGCCCUGGGACCUCCCCGAAAUCGCAUGCAUUGGCGGCAAGGAGUGGUACUUCUACAGCUUAAGGGACAAGAAGUACGCUACAGGCCAGCGAACAAAUAGAGCAACUGAAUCAGGCUACUGGAAGGCCACAGGGAAAGACCGUGCGAUAAGCGGGAAAGGGUUGCUAGUUGGCAUGAGAAAAACCCUGGUGUUUUAUGAAGGUAGAGCCCCUAAAGGGAAGAAGACUGAAUGGGUCAUGCACGAAUUCCGCAAGGAAGGGCAAGGCGAUCUGAUGAAGUUGCCACUCAAGGAGGACUGGGUCUUGUGUAGGGUUUUUUACAAGACCAGGACAACCAUUGCCAAACCAUCCACAGGGAGCAACUACAACAUUGACAGUGCAGCCGCAACCUCACUGCCUCCUCUCAUUGACAACUACAUUGCCUUUGACCAUCCUGGAAUGUCGACGGUGCAAAACCUAGAGGGUUAUGAGCAAGUGCCCUGCUUCUCCAAUGGCCCCUCCUCUCACCCGUCGUCGUCGGCCUCGAUGAACAUCCCGGUGAUGGCGAUGGCGCCCAUGGCUGCCGAUCAGGAGCAGCAGCACAUGGGGAAGGCGAUCAAGGACGCGCUGAGCCAGCUCACCAGGUUUGAGCAAGGCAACGUGAAGAGGGAGGCGCCUGCCCAGGGUGGUGUGUUUGCUCAAGAUGGGUUCGAGUACUUAGCUGAGAGUGGCUUUUCACAGAUGUGGAACUCACUCAGUUGA